Molecule: messenger RNA, 664 nt
Organism: Coturnix japonica (Japanese quail)
Lineage: Eukaryota; Metazoa; Chordata; Aves; Galliformes; Phasianidae
Gene: EMC6
Product: ER membrane protein complex subunit 6
Biological process (GO): autophagosome assembly; protein folding in endoplasmic reticulum
Cellular component (GO): EMC complex; membrane; endoplasmic reticulum
Source: RefSeq, a predicted model, not a curated record
CCGCUCCAAGAUGGCGGACAGGAGCUUCCUGCAGGGCGCCGCGCGGUGCCGCCCCGGGGCAGGGCGCGAGGCGUGAGGCCGAGGGUUCUACGGAGCAUCGUGCGGCCGUGGAUGAGAGCCCGGCUGGCGGCCCGCAGCUCCCCGAGCCCGCCUGGCAGCCAUGGCCGCUGUGGUGGCCAAACGCGACGGGCCGCAGUUCAUCAGCGAGGCGGCGGUGCGAGGGAACGCGGCCAUCCUGGAUUAUUGCCGCACGUCCGUGUCGGCGCUGUCCGGAGCCACGGCCGGGAUCCUGGGCCUGACGGGGCUGCACGGCUUCAUCUUCUACUUGAUGGCGUCCGUCCUCCUCUCCGUGCUGCUGGUGCUGAAGGCCGGGCGGCGCUGGAAUAAGUACUUUAAAUCCAGGAGGCCGCUGUUCACGGGGGGGCUGAUAGGAGGGCUAUUCACAUACGUCUUGUUCUGGACUUUCCUGUACGGGAUGGUUCACGUCUAUUAAAACAGCCACGGUGGAUUUUAACGAAGCUGGAGGACUGUUGCCAAACGUCACCCACACAACCGGGCCACCUUUUAAACCUGUUCAUGGCUUGUGUCCUUAACGCUGUCUGUACAUUAUGUCCGAGUACAAUGAAUCGGUAGCACUGGUCUCAUUAAAUUGAAUGUGAAAGCA